AUGUCAGGCUUGCCAAUCUUCACGACAGGAAGGCGCUUGAUCACGACUAUACUGAUCUGUGCGCUUAUAGCUCUCCUCCUGGUUGUAAAGCAAGAAACCAUCCGGUCAAGCUCAACCUUCAACUACUACGCGACCCCACGUGAUGAACUGCUCGAGCAACAGGGCAAGUUUUGGCAGCAAUUCAUCGUGGACCUCGAAAUCCAUGGACCAUACGUGCCACCUCUCAAUCAUCCGGAGGACAAGCAUCUGGAGAUCAGCUUCGAUGCAUCCGACCAUCGAGGACGGCCAGAUUACCUGCAGAUGAUGGUCAAGCAAUGGGAAGCAUUAAGCAAGUCGCAUACAGCAUUUGUUGAAAAGCUUCGUAGUAGAGAAUAUCGAGUGCCAUACAACCCGGGCACCAGAGGCAUUGUCACAACUGCUGGUGGUGCUUACCUUCCUGUCGCUUUAGUCAGCAUACGUAUGCUCCGCGAGACGAACUCAGACCUUCCCGUGGAAGUCUUUCUCUCCACAUGGUCAGAGUGGGAUCCUGUCAUCUGCAGUAAAAUCUUGCCCUCGCUGAAUGCACGAUGUAUUGUGCUUCAAGAUGUGAUGGACUACGACAAGAAGACAAGCAAGCACGGUUUGGAGAAAUAUCAGUACAAGAUAAUGUCUAUACUGUUCUCAUCUUUUGAGGAAGUGCUCUUUCUGGACAGCGAUUGCUUUCCUAUCCACAAUGCCAACGACUUGUUCGAGUCUGCGCCCUUCAACGACACUGGCCUUGUACUCUGGCCUGACUUUUGGUUUCCUUCCGAAUCAUUCCUGUACUUCCAAAUUGCAGCUAUACCAGAACCGAAAGUCUACGAACGUGCAAGCACUGAAGCAGGCGAGAUCUUGUAUUCGAAAAGCAAGCACGAUGCAGGCCUCCUCCUAGCAACAUAUUACAACUACUACGGUCCAAAUUAUUACUAUCCGUUGCUUAGCCAGGGUGCUCCAGGAGAAGGUGACAAGGAGACUUUUAUGUGGUCUGCAAUCGUACUAGGAGAACCUUUCUACCACGUUACAACAGGAGUCAGAGCACUCGGUUAUCAGACAAAGGAUGGACAAUGGAGAGGUUCAGCCAUGGCACAAUUCGAUCCAAUGCAGGACUUCGAUCCUGAUCACGAGAAGCAAGAAGCUGCGCUGGUUUUGGGAGAUAUGUAUCCGAGGCCAUACUUUGUUCACGUCAACCUCCCGAAACUAGAUCCUGGCCAAAUCUUUGACUAUGAGAGUUUCGGCGCCACAGGUCCAACGAAAGAUAGUGAUCAGAACAUGCGAAGAAUUUGGUUCGAUAACGAGGAGCAAGCUGUCGACUUCUUCGGCUUCGACCUGGAGAAGAAAGUGUGGAAUGUGGUCAGAGAGAUUGCAUGCGAGUAUGAGAAUGCCAUCCUUAGCUGGAAAGGCAAGAAAGACAUCUGCAAGAAGGCUCUGAGGUAUUGGGAUGCUGUCUUUAAGGACGACACUAAACCACAGUGGAACAGAUUGACAGCUCGGACUCGAUUUUCUGAACCGUCCUCAAACUGA
This is a messenger RNA of Lithohypha guttulata, 1539 nucleotides long. RefSeq names its product mannosyltransferase. Gene Ontology annotation, biological process: mannan biosynthetic process. The coding region runs from base 1 to 1539 and encodes 512 amino acids. Gene Ontology annotation, cellular component: Golgi apparatus. Lineage: Eukaryota; Fungi; Ascomycota; Eurotiomycetes; Chaetothyriales; Trichomeriaceae. The transcript has a single exon. The record is from RefSeq and is a predicted model, not a curated record. Gene Ontology annotation, molecular function: alpha-1,2-mannosyltransferase activity.